Tupaia belangeri chinensis (Chinese tree shrew) is the source of this 3788-nucleotide messenger RNA. It is a transcript of the gene TIPARP, whose product is annotated as TCDD inducible poly(ADP-ribose) polymerase. NCBI's taxonomy places the organism in Eukaryota, Metazoa, Chordata, Mammalia, Scandentia, Tupaiidae. Gene Ontology annotation, cellular component: nucleus. Gene Ontology annotation, molecular function: NAD+ poly-ADP-ribosyltransferase activity; metal ion binding. The coding region runs from base 253 to 2229 and encodes 658 amino acids. The transcript is spliced from 5 exons. The record is from RefSeq and is a predicted model, not a curated record.
UUACGGGUAAAAAGGCCUGUUGAAAGACAGCCUUGGCUGCUUUAGAGUCUUGAUUUCUCAAUAGUAUGUAAAGUUGACUUGUAAAGACUUAAUAUGGUACAAGGGGAGUGAUUUCAGGGACUUAGUCACAGACCAAAACAAAACAUUUUAAUGAAUGAAUGGGGUCUAGUUGUUGAUUUGUAAGUGAUCAUCUCCCUUCCUUCCCUUGUAGGAUUUUUAGACUCUCAGGAGCAAUUGGAGCUAAUCCACAUCAUGGAAAUGGAAACCACUGAACCUGAGCCAGACUGUGUAGUGCAGCCUCCCUCUCCUCCCGAUGACUUUUCAUGCCAAAUGAGACUCUCUGAGAAGAUCACUCCUUUGAAGACUUGUUUUAAGAAGAAACAGGACCAGAAGAGACUGGGAACUGGAACCCUUAGGUCUUUGAGACCAAUAUUGAACACUUUGCUAGAAUCUGGCUCACUUGAUGGGGUUUUUAGAUCUAGAAACCAGACUGCAGAUGAUAAUAGCUUACAUGAACCUAUGGUGAAAAAAACCCUGGAUAUCAGUCCAUCAUGCCCACCAGCAGAAAACAAUAUAUCUGUUUUGAUUCCUGAUAGGACCAAUGUUGGAAGCCAAAUAUCAGAAGCCCAUCCUUCCACUGAUACUCCAGAACAAGUGGUUCCAAUCCAGGAUCAGAACUUUCCACCAGAAACCAUCAGUGGAACAGUGUCAGAUUCUACAGCAGGGCACUUCCAGACUGACCUUUUGCAUCCGGUUUCAGGUGAUGUUCCUACUAGUCCUGACUGCAUAGACAAAGUGAUAGAUUAUGUUCCAGGGGUUUUCCAAGACAAUAGUUUUACAAUCCAGUACAUUUUGGACACCAGUGAUAAAUUGAGUACUGAGCUCUUCCAGGACAAAAGUGAGGAGGCUUCCCUUGACCUAGUGUUUGAGCUGGUAAACCAGCUGCAGUAUCAUACUCACCAAGAAAAUGGAAUUGAAAUUUGCAUGGACUUUCUGCAGGGCACUUGUAUUUAUGGCAGGGAUUGUUUGAAGCACCACACAGUCUUGCCAUAUCACUGGCAGGUCAAGAGGACAACUACUCAAAAGUGGCAGAGUGUAUCUAAUGAUUCCCAGGAGCACUUGGAAAGAUUUUACUGUAACCCAGAAAAUGAUAGAAUGAGAAUGAAGUAUGGUGGACAAGAAUUUUGGGCAGAUUUGAACACCAUGAAUGUGUACGAAACAACAGAAUUUGACCAACUGCGAAGACUGUCAACACCACACACUAGCAAUGUCAACUCUGUUUACCACACAGUCUGGAAAUUCUUCUGUAGGGACCACUUUGGAUGGAGGGAGUAUCCUGAGUCUGUUGUUCGAUUGAUUGAAGAAGCCAACUCUCGGGGUCUGAAAGAGGUCCGUUUUAUGAUGUGGAACAACCACUACAUACUCCCUAACUCAUUCUUCAGGAGAGAAGUAAAAAGGAGACCCCUCUUCCGCUCAUGUUUUAUAUUGCUUCCGUAUUUACAGACACUCGGUGGGGUUCCCACACAGGCUCCUCCACCUCUUGAAGCAACUUCAUCAUCACAGAUCAUCUGCCCAGAUGGGGUCACCUCGGCAAACUUUUAUCCUGAAACUUGGGUUUAUAUGCAUCCAUCUCAGGACUUCAUUCAAGUGCCUGUUUCUGCAGAGGACAAAAGUUACCGGAUCAUUUAUAAUCUUUUUCAUAAGACUGUGCCUGAGUUCAAAUAUAGAAUUUUGCAGAUAUUGCGAGUCCAAAACCAGUUUCUUUGGGAGAAAUAUAAAAGGAAAAAGGAAUACAUGAACAGGAAAAUGUUUGGCCGUGACAGAAUAAUAAACGAGAGACAUUUAUUUCAUGGAACAUCCCAGGACGUGGUAGAUGGAAUCUGCAAGCACAACUUUGACCCUCGAGUCUGUGGAAAGCAUGCUACAAUGUUUGGACAAGGCAGUUAUUUUGCAAAAAAGGCAAGCUACUCUCAUAACUUUUCUAAGAAGUCCUCCAAAGGAGUCCAUUUCAUGUUUCUGGCCAAAGUGCUGACCGGCAGAUACACAAUGGGCAGUCAUGGCAUGAGAAGGCCCCCUCCUGUCAAUCCUGGCAGUGUCACCAGUGACCUGUUUGACUCUUGUGUGGAUAAUUGCUUUGAGCCUCAGAUUUUUGUGAUUUUUAAUGAUGACCAGAGCUACCCUUAUUUUGUUAUCCAGUAUGAAGAAGUCAGUAACACUGUUUCCAUUUGAAAAAUAUUGGUACUGCUAAAUUAUUUGAUAUGAACUCAAUCCAGCAUUUGUAGCAGGUUUCAAAUGGGUGGGACUGGGUAGGGAACAGCAUUGGACAUUAAUAGGGCACUUUUCAGACCCAUUUUUUUUUUAAAUACUAGAAAGUGUAAUUUUUUUUUUAAAGAAAAAUACAUGUUUUUAAAUGACCACUUAUUCUUUAAUUAUUUACUAAUUGUUGUUAGUGUACUCAGUGUGAGAAAAAUAGAUUACAUGCUCUUUUCAUUCACACUUGUACAUAUAGGCAGCAAUAUUAUUAGAAACAUUUUUUUAAAAAACUGAACAGCCUAACUCAGUAUGGCUUGGGCCUUAUAGAAAUUUGGCCAAAUGAAAUGGAGGCUGUGAACAAAAUAAAGAUUAUAUUUAUUUAUUUACAUUGGUAAAACUGACUGGAAUUGGUACUACCAUGCCUAUUCUCUGCCCAAAGCAUCACUGUUUUGGGCAUAGUAUAAGUUUAAUGUGGUGGGCGGAAAGAAAUUUUUAUUUCUAUCAGCAGGACUAGAGAGCAUCAAUGACUUUAACUGUUCUGCAGAGUAUGACUGAGGAUUUAGAGUUCUGUUUAGAGGAAGUGAAGAAAAAAAGGAACCAUAUAAAAAUUUUUUGUCACCAGCAGAAUUUUUCACCAACUAGUUACAUGAAGUAUGAUUCUGAUAUUCUUAAAUUUCAGCCUUGAAAAACAGUCUCUUCCAUUGUCAUCCAACCCAAUUUGAAGGAAUUAGGUAGCUAAUUUGGUUAAAGCCAAGUCUUUAAUAUUUACAAGUAUUACCUAAUUUGGGGAUUGCAUACCUAGCCCCUGACUGAAGAUUUUAGAGAAAUAAAGUACAUCUAUAGCUGAGUCGUUAAAGUUCAUUACUAUGCUUUACGCAAAAUAGAUUCUCCAAAGUAUUUGUUGAGUUGGAAUUAUUAAAGGCGGUAAUUCCACCCCUACACCUCCUUUGUCAGAUGCAGUUAGGUUCCCUGGCUGGCUCUGUACCUUACACUACUUAAUAGAAACACAACUUGGAAAUUGUGCCACUGGCCUAGCUGGAGUACGGUUAGGUAAAUACGAUUUUGCCUCAGAUCAGAGAGGUAGCAGCUAGGUAUAUGUACUUCGCCGUAAGCAAAGCAAAUACCUGGAUUUACAAAAGUGGAAGUGGUUCACGGAAGAAUUCAUCACAGAAUUCCUUCAGAUAUGAAGCUCUCCUAAUAUGUUUAUGGUUACUUCAUUUACAUAAAGCUUUUCAGGAACUUCUGUGUUAUUUAAAGCAAGAUAUAUCUAUACUGGUGUCUCAGUGAAUCAGUCUGUUUCAGCACUUAUCAGGGCUUCCACAGUUAUUUAUUUUGCCCUAGUCAAUCCUGUUGUUUGCUGCCAUUGGUAUGAAACGGCCAACCGUGGCUGUUACAAUUCUUUCAUUGAAUUAUAACUUGUAAACCAGUGAUUCCCAAUCUUUUUCAAGUUAAGACACCUUACCAUUGCUUAUUUGAUUUUAUGAAACUUGUUCCUCUUUUCUCCCCUAAAGAAAAAGCUUUAUGACAUAUUUAUU